CUGCUCUGACAGGUUCUCAGAGACACACGGAGCUGCUUGGGUGUGUGACUGUGAGUCUGUGGAUCUUUUAAGGUUCUCCGGGCCUUUCUUUUCGUCUUCCUUAAAAAUGAAUGGAGGAGUGGACCAGAAUUUUGGAAAAAACUAACCAAGGGGAGAACUGUCAGGAACCAGCAGGCAUCUGCAGAAUAAACACUGCUGAGACCCUAUAAGUGGUUUUUAGACAUGGCAGCAGAGAACUUCGAUGAUGUGCUGAACAAGCUUCGAGACUUACAUGACAAAGAGAUAAGAGCCUGGCAAGAAAAAGUGACAGAGCUCAAUAAGGAAAAAUGCUGUGAUGCACAAAGAAUGGAUGAAUUGUUCACCAAGAACCAGCAGUUACGAGAGCAGCAGAAGAUACUCAAUGAAAACGUGAAGCUCUUGGAAAAUAGGUUACGAGCAGGUCUGUGCGACAGAUGUACAGUCACUCAGGAUGUUGCCAAAAAGAAGCAGCAUGAAUAUGAAACAUCUCAAAUGCAGAGUCUGCAGCACAUCUCCAUUUUAGUGAAUGAGAUGACCAUGCUGAAGAAGGAAAACAAGAGGCUCCUGGAAGAGGUCAAGAACCUGCAAAGUAUGCUGAACGAACAGAACGGCAAAUGUUCCACCGCGUCCACCCCAGACGCAAACCUGUCACCAGAAUCUGCGGCCGUGCUGCCUCCGCUCACCUCUGUGAAGCAGACAACAGAGGGCGCUCUUCCGGGACAGCCCAUCUCCAGGAACCCCGAGCAAAGUCGACAAUCGGCUGGUGACGAUGGUGCCCAUCCUCUCAGAAAGCUGCUUAACUGGAAUGGACAAGACACUCAUAGGAUGUCCAAUACACUGCACAGCACCAUAGCUGUGGUGUCUCCGGGUUCGAGAGAGGAGAGGAGUAGUUCCCAGGGCAGUCCAGGGAUCGAGAAGAGGGCGAAGAGAGUGGAAGUGCGGGGGAAGUCGCGCUCGCCCCCGGCGGCGACCAGGAGGGCCGCUCCGGGCGCGAAGCCGCUCCACCAGGUUCACGCGCCCGUGCCGUUCCGGCCACACGUCGUGGACAAGGGCCAGCACCUGGCUUACAGCUGGCCCGCGGGGGGCCCGCCGGACUGGUUCCGCGCUCGGGAGGCGCUGGACAGCGGCGUACCGGUGAUCGACCUCUUCGGCAACCUGGUGUACAUGAAGGACUACCACCUGGACCCCAGCCCCCGGAGCCUGCUGGGGAAGAAGCCCGAGCCGGAGUUCUGCUGGUACGACGGGAAGGCGGCUCUGUACCGUGCCUCGGCCAGCUCUCUGAACAAACUCCCGCCGGCGGAGAGCAGCCCGAGGGAGGGGGGGAAAGCCAGGGCCAGCCUCGAUCAGAAACUGGGAAAGCUGGUCAGCCCUUGCCAAAAAACCCUGGACAAGCCGCUGGACCUGUCGGAGCGCGGGAAGUUCCGGCAGCUCAGCGAGCCGGCCGAGGAGCCGCCGGAGGAGGUCGACUCCCAGGCGGAGAGCGACGGCCCCUCUGGCGGGAGCCCGAAGGACGCACAGCCCUCUGCGGCAGAUCCUCCGCUGCCCACCCACGGCUCCUCCAGCUCAGAUCAAGCUCAGUCCCCUGCGGCAGACCACUGCCCCCCACAGGAAGAGCAGGGAAAAACAGCUGAGCAAUCAGAUGAAGCUGAAGAAAAAGAAAAAGAAAAGGAGGAGACAAGUCCCAUAAUAUCCAUUAAAUUUUCACCAAAUGAACAGAAAAGCUUAGGACUUUCACUUUGUCCAGUGGUUGUCCUGGAGGCCCUGAAAACAGAAUCAGAGGACCACGAUUCUUCAGACAGUGAGAUGACGAUCACGUACGAUUCUGAAAGCAACCAGGAAAUGCUCUCUGAAGACACUAGCUCUCCCAAGAGAAAAGAGAACAUGAGGAAGAGGAAAAGAGGCCCAGCUGAGCUUAAGGAAGUUUUGCACAGCCGGUUUCCAAGAAAGGUGAAAAUGAGUGCCUCCCUGAUGCAGAGCAGAUCUCCCAGUGACAAUGAACAAGGCUAAACACCGGAGAGCCACAGUCCCAAAAGGUAAACAUCUUCUGUGCUUCAGUUUUGAAACAACACAAUAUUUUGAAGAUUACCCUGGGAUUUAUUUUCUUUAAUAAGUCAUGAUGCCAGAGAUCUCAUCUGGGACAUUUCCUUCUCCGUCUUCUUUGAACUCUGUAUCAGGAGUUGCUAAGGUUCGAACAGUGAAGGUGCAUGCAGUUCAGAGUUUGAGAUGGAAUUAACAAUUGAAUGCUGGAUAUAGUACUAUUUUGCUGUUAUAUUCUAGAUACUUAAGUUGUACGAUACUACUGUACAUUUGAAAACUUUGCAAGAAGCACUUUAGGACUUUCUCCAUUCAAGAAAUGUGCUACUAUUUGCAUCUGCAUGACAAUCAUCUUGGCAGAAUAAUGUGCUCUGAAGCAGCAAGAGACAACGGGAGCUGUAAAGAUCGUUGCUUUCAGCAGAGCAUCCUUGGAUGUAGUGCCAGGGUGAAGUUUGGAUGUAUACUGUACAAUAAUUGGUUCACAUCUUUUUGGAUUUGUAACACAAAGGCAUUGAGCUAUCAUUACUUUCCUCUGGCUCUGCUGAAAAAGGUUACAUCCUUGCUUCGCACAGACUAGGGAAUAGCUAAAGACGCCAGACUGAGCCCAGCUUGAAACUGAAGUCAGAAGUGAAAACAUUUGGUAUUUUCCAGUUUCUUUCAUUUUUGCUGAAAUCCGAUUGGUGCAGGGAGAUGGGGAAUCACCCCAGAACCAGACCUGUGGCCAUCACACUGUAAAUUCUACAUUUUUUUGUCAUCAGAAGGCAGGCUGGGUAUUUUUAAAAACUUAAUUUAUGCUUUGUUCAAAUGUAGGUGUGUUGAAUAUGUUUGUAAUGUCAUGCCGUCUGCAAGUCCAAUGAUAAGCAUGUCCAGUUGAUGCAUUCAUGGAGCCUUGGUACCUCGCAAUUAGUCUAUAUUUGCUUAACUCCAAAUACUUUACACUGUACAGUACAGGCACUCUGAAUCAUGCACCCUAACAUGCUUAUGGAUGUGGUGUUGACAUCUAGGUAUUAAACUUACAUGUUCGAGUAGGGAACUGCGUCACUGUGCAUUCACUGCAGGGACAUUAAGGAACACGUUAAGGUUAAUUCCACAUUGAACAUAGAAGAAGCACAUGUCACCUUCUCACCUUCUCACCUGAUGAAAGCUCUACAGUCGAAAUUGGCAUUUCUUCUUCCUAUUUUUCAGCAGGAAAUUAACCUUUUUGUGUUCCUCAAAACUUACAGAAUAACCACAAAAGACCUUUGAGGGCUUGAAUAACAUUGUAGUGUUAGGAUAUCUGCCUUUUCAAGUGUUAUCAGGUAGUACAGUAUGGCCUAAAAGUACGACGAGUACAAAUUCAUUUUAAAACCGAGUGGUCCAGACAGCUACAACCAGACUUCCUAAAAUCACUGACAGAAAGGGAUCAGACUCCAUGAUACAGGCAAUGUCUCUUCUUCUGGCACUAAAAGUUGAUUUGCUUUGCUACAUGGGCACAAGCAUUCUUGUGUGUCCAGAAAUAAUGUCUGUGUUUUUUCUUAAUGUGUGCACACUGCAGUAUAUUAAUAUAUGUUUUUUUUCUACCCUAA
Lepisosteus oculatus (spotted gar) is the source of this 3617-nucleotide messenger RNA. It is a transcript of the gene rbbp8nl, whose product is annotated as retinoblastoma binding protein 8-like. Gene Ontology annotation, biological process: DNA double-strand break processing involved in repair via single-strand annealing. NCBI's taxonomy places the organism in Eukaryota, Metazoa, Chordata, Actinopteri, Semionotiformes, Lepisosteidae. Gene Ontology annotation, molecular function: damaged DNA binding. The record is from RefSeq and is a predicted model, not a curated record.